UGUGAAUCAACCUUUUAGCGUACGGCAGAGUGUCAACAAUGCAGCAGCUCACAAAUUUAUAUGUGUCAUUCAGCUGUCUCAGUGCCCUCUGUUUUACCUCGUAUGAUAAUUACGCGGACAAAAUAGCUUUCUUACGUACAUCGUCCAUUUAAAUUAGCGGUCAACGACAACUUUAGAUCGUCGUCAUAACACAGAUGUUGUGACCUGCUGACAGAAUAGAAUCUUUGGUAGCAACACAAUCAUUUGUACUGAUUGCCUUAUUGAAGUUGCGUUGUGGUUUCUGAGUGCAGUGUUGGUUUCUGAAGUUAAUUAUUUCUAUUUUCUGAGUGAGAUGUGUAAUUGCGACAUGUCCAGUUAUCAAAGGAUUUACUGCAGCAUUUCUGAAGUACCACUUUAUUUUUAAAUGGCGGAGAUGAACGUGUUUCACACGACGUUUUUGUUUGGAGAGUGCCGAUUGUGAUGGUUAAGUAUUAAGAGCAAAAGUAUUCAUUAUUAGAUGGGGAAUGUCUAGUAUAGCGCUCGCUAUUCAAACCUCAGCGUUCGUCAUGCCUUUGUCGCGCACGAGGUCAUUAUUAGCUAAUAUAAAUGGUGCCCCUUCUAGUACUCCGAACGAAACGCACAUAACUCAGUUAUCAGAUAGUACUACUCAGCUACCACCUUUGAAAGCUAACCAAUCCUACUUGGAAGAUUCGAUUUUAACGCCCAUACCAACACCUCAGUCAGUUAAUGGGCAAGCGACGCAGGUAAAUGGCGGGGUCCAAACAUUAUCAUCAGUAUCAAUUAAUUCCCCAUCAAACGACGCAACAUCAACAAGUGCAACUUCUACAGCAACAGCAUCACAAAACAAAAAUGGUUCUUGUAAACCUAAGAGUAUGGUGGUUACGCCCGACCAAGUUAUGGCCACAUAUAUGAACAAACUGACCCCCUAUGAACACAUUGAAGUAUUCAACUAUCCACGUAUUUAUUUUAUUGGUGCAAAUGCCAAAAAAAGGCCAGGUAUUAUAGGCUCGCCAAAUAACAAUAGUUAUGAUAACGAACAAGGUUCAUACAUACAUGUACCGCAUGAUCAUGUAGCCUAUCGUUAUGAAGUGUUAAAAGUAAUUGGAAAAGGAAGCUUUGGGCAAGUUGUGAAAGCAUAUGAUCAUAAAAAUCACGAACAUGUUGCACUGAAGAUGGUUCGCAACGAAAAGAGGUUCUACAGACAAGCGCAUGAAGAAAUUCGUAUUCUGCAACAUUUGCGCAAACAGGACAAAGACAAUACUAUGAAUAUUAUUCAUAUGUUUGACAGCUUUACAUUCCGAAAUCACAUGUGCAUAACAUUUGAACUGCUUUCGAUCAAUCUUUAUGAAUUGAUAAAGAAAAAUAAAUUUCAAGGAUUUAGUUUACAGCUAGUGCGCAAGUUCUCACAUUCACUGUUACAGUGUUUAGAUGCGUUGCAUAAAAACAAAAUUAUUCAUUGUGACAUGAAGCCAGAGAACAUCUUGCUGAAACAGCAGGGCAGAAGUGGAAUAAAGGUUAUUGAUUUUGGAUCAAGCUGUUAUGAAAACCAAAGGGUGUACACAUACAUCCAGUCAAGAUUCUAUCGUGCCCCAGAGGUCAUACUGGGUGCCCGAUAUGGAAUGCCUAUUGACAUGUGGAGUUUGGGCUGCAUUUUAGCAGAACUUUUAACUGGGUAUCCAUUGCUCCCAGGUGAAGAUGAAGGAGACCAACUAGCUUGCAUUAUUGAACUCCUUGACAUGCCACCACAAAAAUUACUUGAUGCCUCAAAACGUGCUAAGAACUUUAUUACGUCUAAAGGUUAUCCACGGUAUUGUAACGCCACAACCUUAGUCGAUGGGUCAAUACUCUUAAGCCCAGGGGUAUCACGAAGGGGAAAACAGAGGGGCCCUCCGGGAUCUAAAGAACUUCAUAGGGCUCUAAGGGGCUGUGACGAUCCAUUGUUUCUGGACUUUAUUCGCCGUUGUUUGGAAUGGGAUCCUGAUGCACGAAUGACACCUUCUGCAGCAUUACGUCAUGCUUGGUUGAGGCGAAAAUUACCAAAACCACCAGCUGACAAGACAAAUUUGCAGACCACCAGUGUAAGGACAGCUCCUUCUUCAUCAAGGAAUUCUUCAAAAGCUAAUCCUUCUGCAAAUGGUGGAUUGAGUAGCAACAAACUCAGGGUUCAAAUGUCUGAUGAAAGAGCUAGUACAGUGCACUCAAGACAUUCUCUGCAUCCAACAAAAUUACCUCAGAUUCCAACGAAUACGUAACAGCAUUUGACUUAUUUUCCACUCUUAAUUUUGUGCAUUGUUUUCUAAUUAAUUUAUUUCAACAGAGGACUGUGAAUAAAAUAUUGAUCUCUUUCUUAAAUUGUACACAUUUGCAGUGUUGUUUUCAUGCUAAAACAGCAUUGCAAAUUAUACUGAAUUGCAUAUAACAGACUUACUAUGUGCAGUCUGUUAAAUGUUAAUGUGUUGUUCCUGUUUCAUAUGUAUUGUUUGAUAUUUGUAAUGAAACCUUGGUUUCGUGACUUAUUUUACACAUUUUUAAUGAGUGUGAAGUAUUCUACAUUAGGAUGCUAUACAUUUUUUAUGUGUUUUACUUUUUACAAUCAUUGUACAUACCGUUUUUAAAGGCCAUGAACUUGUGAGAGAUCUGAGUGAUAUAGUUGAUAACCUAGGGAAAAGAACUGCACUAUCAUUGUACCAAAAGAUAGAUUCAUUUUGUAAUUUUAUAUUGAAUGUGAGAAGAUAUUAACAGUUUUAAUUUUUAAGGCCAUUUACACCUUACUGCAGUGUUCUCUGUUUCAGUAUCGUGCUGCAAUGUAUUAAUUUGCUAAUGUUAGUGAAUAGAUUAAGUGGCACGCAGUAUGCCAGUGUGGUCAUUAGCAAAUAAGAAUCUUUACAGAAAUGCAUGUCAGUGUGGUAUUAAGUUUUUUAUGCAUUGACUGAGUCAUUAUUUUAAAUGAUGAUUACACGAUGGUAAUGUUUUGUUAUUUUUGUUGUUUAUUUAUUUUAACUAACUCACUGCAUUUUAGUAUUACACUCCCAUGCUUACCAGUGUGGCUGUGUGCCCUGUAGAUUGCAGUUGUAAAUGAUGAAUGUAAGAUACCAUUCAUAUUAUUUUUGUUGCUACAACAAUGUGGUGAGCACUUUUUGAUUUUUAAAAUGGUGUGUCACUUGUGACGUAUAAAAUACUCAAAUGUUUCAUUCCAUGGGCUCAUAUAACAUUAGACAAUUAUCAUUUGAUGAAGCUAAAUUAUUGUCACCAUUGAUCUUCAGAAAGUACUUUACUAGUUGGCUUGAAUCAUCAUUUAGUAACUUAUGGUUGUGCAAUGUAUUGUGCUUUCAGGCUUUAAUGUUUUUAAUUGUUUAACUGGAUUAUCUUUACAUGCAUCAAUACCACAUAUUUUAAAGCUUGCCAUAUACAUACAUAUGUUUUGAAUUCUAAGACAAACACAUCAUAUGCCGUAUAAGAAUAUUUCUGACAGUGCUGUGCCCAUUUAGCUGUGACAUACAGCUGUGAGGAUUGUUAUCCAUGAGAAGAUUCUGAUGUUAGUUUGUCAUACACUGAUCAUGCGCAUUUUGAUGGCUGAAUAUUAUGUAAGCUUUGUGCACAAAAGCAGUAUGUAUUAAAUUCUGUAGAAGCGGGUUUCCUUAAA
Molecule: messenger RNA, 3643 nt
Organism: Schistocerca americana (American grasshopper)
Lineage: Eukaryota; Metazoa; Arthropoda; Insecta; Orthoptera; Acrididae
Gene: Dyrk3
Product: dual specificity tyrosine-phosphorylation-regulated kinase 2
Exons: 2
Coding region: 504-2252 (582 amino acids)
Biological process (GO): peptidyl-threonine phosphorylation; peptidyl-serine phosphorylation
Cellular component (GO): nucleus
Molecular function (GO): protein serine/threonine kinase activity; protein serine/threonine/tyrosine kinase activity; ATP binding
Source: RefSeq, a predicted model, not a curated record